CAGGUGGAAACACCAAAGUAGACUGCAUGAUCCCAAGCAGAUAGAUCAGGGAUCAGAGUAUCGACAACAAGCGCGAAACGCGCCCCGGGUAUGAACCCAUGUGCUCGGAAGAAAAUGGCAGCCACUUCAACGCUGAUUUCGCCUUCAAUUCUACUGUUGUCCAGUUGCUUUUUCAAGGCUUUUUGCAUAAGCUACUUGUUGGGUUCGGUUGCUGUCAAGACAACAAAUGUGGUCUGUUGUUGUUCUUUCUGCUUAUCUUGUUCGUGCUGUCGCCACUCCGUCCACAGCGACACGAUGAGCGGAUACUUGAAGGACAUGUAACCACUUAAGAAUGCCGAGGAACACGCUUCCUAGGUGCUCAUGGUCUCGCCCAAUACAGGGCGAAAUUUGGGUUGCGAGAACUCCAUUAGGCUUUGAGCGUGGGGUAUCU
Xylaria bambusicola is the source of this 430-nucleotide messenger RNA. RefSeq lists its product as uncharacterized. NCBI's taxonomy places the organism in Eukaryota, Fungi, Ascomycota, Sordariomycetes, Xylariales, Xylariaceae. The transcript has a single exon. The record is from RefSeq and is a predicted model, not a curated record. The coding region runs from base 99 to 329 and encodes 76 amino acids.